GCGCUGCGACGGCCGCUGCCAAUCAUCGGGAGCCGUCCAAUCCCUCCGGUGCCAUGUCCGAACCGUAUUUCCCACUGUGCAGCUCAAAUGUGGGGAGCCGCUCUGCCAAUCGCUGGAGGACGGAGCGGGGCCGGGGAUACGCGGAGUUAGGAGCGCAGACAAAAGAAGUUAAAGAGCCGCUUAAUAUAUACAUGUUUUUGAAGGCGGGCAGAGGGAAAAAAAUAACAACAGCCAACGUAGAUGGGCCCGGCCGUGUCCUUAUGGAGCCCCCUUUGAGCAAGAGGAACCCGACCCCGAGAUUAGCGGAUUUGGCAGCGGCUCAGCCCCAUCCGCACCCGCACAUGACGCGCUUCCCGGGGCCGGGGGCCCCGCACGGCCACCCCCCCCGCGCUGCCCACCCGCACCCCGGGGACGCGGAGCCCGGCGGCGCGCUGACGCCGCUCGGCCCCGAGCACAUGGCGCAGCCCGCCGCGCUCCAGCUCGCCCCCGAGGCGCUCACCGCCGCCGCAGCCGCCUUCGCCGCGCCCGCAGCCGCCGCCGCC
This is a messenger RNA of Coturnix japonica (Japanese quail), 542 nucleotides long. The record is from RefSeq and is a predicted model, not a curated record. Lineage: Eukaryota; Metazoa; Chordata; Aves; Galliformes; Phasianidae.